Diuraphis noxia (Russian wheat aphid) is the source of this 1170-nucleotide messenger RNA. Its product is annotated as sodium/potassium-transporting ATPase subunit beta-2-like. Gene Ontology annotation, cellular component: sodium:potassium-exchanging ATPase complex. The record is from RefSeq and is a predicted model, not a curated record. Lineage: Eukaryota; Metazoa; Arthropoda; Insecta; Hemiptera; Aphididae. Gene Ontology annotation, molecular function: ATPase activator activity. Gene Ontology annotation, biological process: sodium ion export across plasma membrane; potassium ion import across plasma membrane; intracellular potassium ion homeostasis.
GAGGAAUUUUGCUCUUCUAUGCUGUGUUUUAUUCAAGCUUGGCAUGUAUGUUCGCAAUCUGUAUGAAAGUGCUAUUAUCCACGCUGAAUGACCAUACGCCUCAUUUUACAUUGACCAGCUCGAUAAUCGGCACAAACCCUGGAUUAGGAUUUAGACCCAUGUCUCCGAACGUCGAAGACGGAUCACUAAUUUACUACGCGGCGGAUAAUGCGACUAAUGUGGAGGCUUGGACUAAUGAAUUAGACAAGUUUCUGGCUGUGUACAAGAACAAGACACUAUUGCCAGACAAAGGUAAUAACCAACAGAARUGUGAUUACAAUAUUCCACCACAAAAGGACAAGGUUUGUGAGGUCAGUCUGGACAAUAUGGGACCAUGUUCAUCUGAAUUUAAAUAUCAAUAUCAUAAAGCUCAGCCCUGCGUUUUCAUUAAGCUCAAUAAGAUUUUCGACUGGGAACCAGAAUUCUAUGUAAACACGACAGACAUUCCAGCUGAUAUGCCACAAGAACUUAAAAAAACAAUCGCACAAAAAAAUAAACAUGAGUUAUUCACAAUUUGGGUUACCUGCGACGGAGAAGCGCCAGCAGACAAAGAUAGUAUUGGAUCAUUAAAUUUUUAUCCACAGAACGGAUUUCCUGGCUACUAUUACCCUUACAGAAACAAGGCUGACUAUCUUAGCCCAUUAAUCGCCAUACAUUUCCUAAAUCCAAAAAGACACACAUUGAUCAACGUGGAAUGCCGUGCCUGGGCCAAGAACAUAUUUUACAAACGCAGCUUGCAAAACCGCGAAGGUUCCGUUCACUUUGAAUUGAUGAUCGACUAAAGUUGCAGGCUCAUAGUUGACCAUUACGCCACUAAGCCAUUCGCUUUGUUCUCAGUGCAUCAUAAAACACAGAACAUAGCCAGUUUAUUUUUAGUAAUAAAUCGUUGUAUUGUUAAUCGGUUUAAGUGAAAUCCCAACAAAACGCGUUUACUCCUUUUAUAUAUAAAAAAAAGUAAUUAUGUUAGGUUUUUUUUUGUUUGGCUUAGGRAUGUUUCUGAAAGUUAAACAUACAUUUAUAUAUUAUAUAUUAAUAUUAAUAAAUAAAAUAAGAGCACAGAAAAGUUAAUAUACUUAUGAUUCAAGCUUAAAAAACCACUGUGUAAAUUCACAGUUAAUCGAUAUGUAUUCA